Molecule: messenger RNA, 222 nt
Organism: Lottia gigantea (owl limpet)
Lineage: Eukaryota; Metazoa; Mollusca; Gastropoda; Lottiidae
Exons: 1
Biological process (GO): regulation of DNA-templated transcription
Molecular function (GO): DNA binding; DNA-binding transcription factor activity, RNA polymerase II-specific
Source: RefSeq, a predicted model, not a curated record
AGAAAAAGACGCGAAAACAAACCAAGACGUCAGCGAACAACAUUUAGUAGCGACCAAACGUUAAAACUAGAAAUGGAAUACCGAAGAGCAGAGUAUGUGACUAGAACCAGACGUCUUGAACUUGCAGACGAUCUCAAUUUAACAGAAACACAGAUUAAGAUAUGGUAUCAAAACAGACGUGCUAAAGACAAACGAAUAGAGAAAGCACACAUUGACCAACAU